This is a messenger RNA of Ambispora leptoticha, 1584 nucleotides long. The record is from the annotation of a GenBank genome assembly. NCBI's taxonomy places the organism in Eukaryota, Fungi, Glomeromycota, Glomeromycetes, Archaeosporales, Ambisporaceae.
AUGAAUACUCAAAUCUUUACGAGCAAAUUAUUGCUCGUUUUCUUGGUAAUAUAUGGAGAGUUUCAAUUUUCAUAUAAUAACGUUAAUGCCUCGUAUUUGCAUAGAGGUCCAUUAGAAAAAAGAGGAACCCAGAUUUGUUCAAAUUCUGGUAAAACUUGUAGGGGUAGCACUCCAUGUUGUUCUAAGUUUGGAUGGUGUGGUGCUACUAGUGACUAUUGCGGAGUAGGAUGCAAUCCAGAUGCUACAUGUUUGACUAGCAUCACUGGAAACGUCGUUUACCCAGGAGAUGCUGCAUAUUCGCAAGACAAAACGGAGGAAAACAGCCCACCAGCUGCUUUUGUGUACGCAUCGAACGUUGCAGACGUACGAGUAGCAGUUAAAUGCGCGGCCGCUUCGAACAUGAAUGUUGCACCAAGAUCGGGAGGACACUCGUAUGAAGAUUAUUCACUUGGUGGAAAAGACGGAUCACUCGUAAUUGAUUUGACUAAUUUGAACCAAAUAGCAAUUAACACUACAGCAAAAACGGCAGUAAUUGGUGCCGGAAAUAGACUUGGUCCAAUGUACUAUAAGCUCAGUCAAGCCGGUUAUUUGAUUCCUGGUGGCUCGUGUCCAGGUGUUGGCAUUGGUGGAUUUACGUUAGGCGGUGGUUAUGGAUUAUACUCUCGUAAAUUCGGUCUAGCCGUGGAUAACGUUCUCUCAAUUGACAUCGUAGGAGCUAAUGGUAAUUUAAUUACCGCAUCUCCAAACCGAAAUUCUGAUUUGUUCUUUGCCUUACGUGGUGCUGGUGGCGGAAAUUAUGGAGUUGUGACAGCAUUUACAUUUAACAUUACACCUAUUCAAACGCAAGUCACUUCAUUCCAGUAUCUAUGGCCGACAAGUGCAGCACAAGCUUUAAUCCCAGCUGUUGAAAAAUACGCAACUAAUGGACCUGAUGAGGUGACAUUCAGUUUAGUAUGGAGUAAUAGUGGAUUAGAAAUUCAAGGUGUUUAUUUUGGUCUGCAAUCCGACCUCUCGAAUGCUUUAAGUAGCAUUCUAGCGGUACCCGGAUACAGCACAAUACGCGUAGUCCAACAGAGUUUCUACGAUUCGGUUGUGUUAUUUUCCGGUCAAUCAGAUUCAUACGUCCAGAAUCCAACUCUUCUUCCAUACAACUUCAAAGCAAAAUCCAUGUACGUCGGCUCAUCUGGUCUCUCCGCUGCUGGCAUUGAUGCAUUCAAUAACUAUCUGGCAUCACCUGCAUGUCGCACCUACGCGAAUUUAGACAUUUAUGGAGGAGCUAUCAACAGAGUUCCCUCAAAUGCAAUGGCAUUUGCUCAUCGUGAUUCAUUAUUUUUAAUUCAAUUAAUGACGAGUUGGACGGAUGCAAGUCAAGCAACAAACUGUAUUGAUAAUAUAAACUCUUUUGGCGCCAAUUUCCAAAGUCAAUACACUUCACCUUAUUGUUAUCAGAAUUAUAUUGAUCGUGAUUUGAGUAAUUGGCAGAACUCAUAUUACGGCGCUAAUUAUCAAACAUUAGUGAAAACCAAAGCAAAAUAUGAUCCCAACAAUUUGUUUGCAUUCCCUCAAAGUAUACCAACUUCUUAA